CAGUUGAAUUGGGGACAUGCAUAUGAGCAAACACCUUGGUCGUACUCUUCGCCGCUCCGAAAUCGUCGAUCCACAGCCGAUAUGCUUCUCCGCCACCGCCACCGCCUCCUCCUCCUCAACCUCCACAGGCCCCUCGCCUCUCCUCCUGCUCUGGCCUCCGUAUCCUUCCGGCCCUUAUCCCUCUCCGCGCAUCUGACGCCUAGCACAGACUCCCCUAGCCCUUCCGGGUCUACCGUCAAGGGCUCCUCCGUUCCGGAUGUCGCUGCCCCAGGUCUGUUGCGGAGCGAACUCUUCGUGCCGCCGGGGGUGGAGCGGAAGGACGCGACUGCCGAGAUGCUGCUUCCGGGUUCUAACAUCGUCGUGGGGCCCUACGCUGGCGACGCGGAGGUGAAGAAGAUUGAGUUCGUGAAGAGCAGUGCGAGGGCGGGCGAUUGCCCUAAGGAUGGUCGCCCGGAGUUCGCCAUCCUCGGAAGGUCCAACGUCGGCAAGUCCUCCCUCAUCAAUAAGCUCGCCCGCAAGAGGGAGUUCGCCCUCACUUCCAAGAAGCCAGGGAAAACACGACUUAUAAAUCACUUUUUGGUUAACAACAGCUGGUACAUUGUGGAUUUGCCAGGCUAUGGGUUUGCAAAUGCAUCUCAAUCUUCUCGAACUGACUGGUCGAGAUUUACCAAGGGGUACUUUUUGAACCGGGAGACCUUGGUUGGUGUCUUGCUCCUCAUUGAUGCCAGUAUUCCACCCCAGCAAGUAGAUUUCGACUGUGCUAACUGGCUCGGACGUAACAAUAUCGGCUUGACUUUUGUGUUCACCAAGUGUGACAAAAUCAAAGGAAAGCAACCCAAUGACAAGAUCAAGCAUUUUCAGGAUCUUUUCAGUGAGUACUACAGGAAAUCGCCGCCUCCAUGGAUCAUGACAAGCAGUGUUACUGGCUUAGGUCGAGACGAGCUCCUCUGCCAUAUGUCUCAGCUGAGGAAUUACUGGGACAACGAUGAUGAGUCAGUUUGAUGGCUGAAUGCAUUCAUCGAAAAGGUGAUUGUGUCAACGUUUUAAUAUUUUCCUCUUUGUUAUCAGUUUCGCCACUCUGGUUAGUUAGACCAUGUAAGUGCCUAACCUUAAUUAACCUAAAGCAUAUUACUAUGUUAUAUUUGACAAUAUUAGCAUUAAAUUGGAAUCACAAAUUAUGUGCAUACAUAGAUCUUGACGAGAUCAAGUCACUUUGAAGUUAUAAUGAG
Messenger RNA from Zingiber officinale, 1229 nucleotides. RefSeq names its product GTP-binding protein At2g22870-like. The record is from RefSeq and is a predicted model, not a curated record. The transcript is spliced from 4 exons. Bases 82 to 1002 code for a protein of 306 amino acids. Lineage: Eukaryota; Viridiplantae; Streptophyta; Magnoliopsida; Zingiberales; Zingiberaceae. Gene Ontology annotation, molecular function: GTP binding.